CCACUGUAGCCCAGAGAAGUUUUGGCUUUGGAGUCUCCAAUGUUUGUAAUCUUGAAAUCUUUCUUUGCAUAAGCUUUCUUCUAGAGUGGCACUCUGCUAACCCCCACAAAACCAGAAUUCUCCGUCUCAAGUUUAAGAUCAAAAAGAAUACUCUCUUGUUUUUCCAUUCCUUGCCAAUUGAAAAUAAACCAGUUGUCCUCUUCAAGAUUCAAAGAAUGAAUCCUAGUGAGCUUGUAAAUGAAGCAGAUUCUGAUUAUUCCACCACAUCUGAAAGCUUGUCUGUGACCACUGAAUCAUCAUCCUCAUGUGAUCAGAAUCAAGAUAUCAAGAACAGGGGAGCAACAGAGCCAAGGAGGAAAGUGAAGAAGUUGAGAUCAAUCAAGCUUGUGAGACUGCCAAGUUUGAAGCUCACCACAAGACAAGCAAGAGUUCAACUUGAUUAUCUCUCUACCUUGGCAAGUGAUGCAGCAAGUUCACUGCAGCCUGAUAAGGUGGAAAUAUCAGAUGCAUCGCCUAAUUAUAUGAAGACCACCACUUCUUCUGAUGCGAAGAAGGGGAGUUUACAGAAAUCAUCAAGAACUUUGGUUAGGCGAUCUAGUUUUAAGCCUCUAAAGAGUUUGACAAGGUUGUCUAGUACAAAAUUCAGGAGAUCUUUGAUGAGGAAGUCUUCUGGGGGACCUGAAAUGAAGAGGAAACUGAAGAAGUCCAGAUCAAUCAAGGCUGGAAAUCGAUCUUCCAUUGUUUUACCAAAUGAUGCAGAUAUGUCAUCUAAUCAAUUGAAGGAAAGGAGCUAUUGUGAUGUAAAGAACGCUCAUUUUCAGGCAAGUUCUUGUCAUUUUGAAUCUAGUUUGAGCAGCAAUGGUAGAAGUAAGAGAAGUUUAAGUAAUUUAAAGCCAAGUUUAGCUCCUGGUAACAAAUCGAUGAGGGUCAUAACCAGAACAUCUUCUUUGAGACCUCUACGGAUCUUAACAAAAAUGAACAGUAGAAGAACAAAGAGGCCUUCCAUGAAGAAACGCUCCCAAAUGCUCGACUCAAGCAUACAAAAAGCAACGUGUUCUUCAGUUCUCAAGGAUUCCAAGUUUCCUGACCGUCUUGAGCUUCUACCAGGAGGAAGUGAAUCUGAAGGAAUUUCAGCCAUGAAAGUGUGCACAUAUAGUUAUUGUUCACUUCACGGCCAUCGCCACCCUGCUUUACCUCCACUAAAACGCUUUGUAUCAAUGAGGCGACGUCAGUUGAAGACCCAGAGAAGUAUAAAAUUGGAAAGUCAAUCCUUUCACAGAGCAAAACGUUCUAGUAAAACAAAGAAAGGAAUGCGGGCAAGGAAAAUGGAUUGCCACACAGAUGCUGCAGUUCCAGAAACAGCCCAUAAGAACAGAGCAAUCAGAAAAAUGGCUGCACCAAAAGCUGACUUAAAUGGAGAAAGCAUUCAUGGUGGAGAUGAUGAAGAUACCAACAAUUCUGAAAGCGAUGGUGAGAAUAUGCUUGAAGAGGUAUCACAUCCUCAUCUGUGUCUGAAAGAGAAACAGCAGCUCAGUGAGUUUUCCACAGCAGAAAGUAAAGUAUACUGUACAGACAAGAAAGAAGAGGGAAUUACUGCAUCCAACUCUCUUACUGUUGAUCAUCCUGAGCACACAAAUAUCAUCUUACAAAAUGUCGAAGAUCCCGGACCCUUUGAUGAUAUUGCUUGCACCUGCCAUGAGGAAAUUCCAGUGGGUGGAAAAGUUCACCAAGAUGUCAAUGAAGGCAGAAUUUCAAGUUUGAAAUUUGAUAUUUACAAAGGUGACUCAGAACUGAACACUUCAGGGCCAACGGCUUCAACAAGUUUAGCUAAAGAGCCAGUUGAUAAAUCCAGAAGCCUAGCGACUGAUGUAUUUGUGGAAUCAAGAGCAAUUAAUGAUAUGAUUUCUUCUGCUUCCAUAUGUGAGCAACUAGGUGAACAAACUGCUCAGAUUGAGGAAAGGAAUGAAGAUUCUCUGCAGGACAAUCAGUUCCCAGUGACAGAUUCAGAGCCUGAUUGCAACUCUUGGGUAGUAGAGAAAACCCAAAGGGAAAAGCAAAAGCAUGUGGGAUUGUGGAACCUGAUAUAUCAACAUAUGGUAUCAGGUAUUGCUUCAGACGAUGAAAUGCUGCCACCUCUUGAUAAAAUGGAUAAGAAAGAACAAGGGGAAGAUGCAAACACCUUGCCUGCAAUGAACGAUUCAGAUUCUUGUUCACAUUUUUCUGGAAUAGAUCAGGGCAUGGAGGUGUAUGAUCAUGAUAGAGGCAGCCAUAAGAUUCAGCUUUACCAACGCAAUGCCAUUAAGUUGGUACAGGAAGCAUUUGAUAAAAUCCUCUCAGAAAUUCCUGACCACUCAUCUGAUGAUCAAUCAAUCAAUAAUGACAGCAUUUCAGACAAGGGAGAAAAUAUUCAUAGUGCAAGUGGGGAAAUAAGGAUGUCAACUUCCUUCGAUUCAGGUAAAGAAAGCAUCGUACAAGAUCAGGAAGAAAUGGGGCUGAAAGAAUAUAAUAUAAAUGAGCCAGAAGGAGGGAAAACACAAUCCAACAUAGGAAGCAAGUCUAACCAGCAAGCACCCAAGAGCUGGAGUAAUCUGAAAAAGAUAAUUAUCCUCAAGAGAUUUGUUAAGGCGUUGGAAAAAGUGAGGAACUUCAAUCCUCAGAAGCCACGGCAUCUACCAGUACAGCUUGAACCUGAAGCAGAAAAGAUUCAUCUACGCCAUCAGACCAUGGAAGAUAGAAAAAAUUCUGAGGAAUGGAUGCUUGAUUAUGCACUUCAACAGGUUAUUUCUACACUAGCCCCAGCUCAGAAGAGAAAAGUAGCUUUGCUUGUUCAGGCAUUUGAAACAUUAGUUCCAUUACCGGAAACAGCUACGAGUCCGAGGUCUAAUGUAGAUGCUUCUUCACAUGCAACUCCAGUUCAAACUUUUACUACUUCCUCACAUGAAACAGGUUCUGGAAAAGGGAAAGAAACCAAAUUUGGUAUCUCUCUUUGUAAAACAUCACGCCCUAAAGAGGAGCAAGACCAAGUCAGUGACUCCUGCACAGCAGAAGAGGAUGUUCCAGAGUCUUGUUCUGAGCUCAAUGAACCAAGCUCAGAAUCUGGUUCCACUCAUACAGCACCAACUAUUUUGACUUCUGAAUUCACUUCCAUAGGCUUGAAGCAAAAGGGUGCAGAUCUCAAUCAUGGUAAUGGUGACCAAAAUUCCAUUGCCAAAGAUGAUGACCCUGCAUCUAUUAAUUACUGUUUAGUGGAGCUAAGAGAAGCACUUGACAAGCCUUCGAAGUCAGCUGAUGUUGCAACUAGUUCUUAUGAUGAAGUUUCACUAAAUGGAGAAGUUCUCCAAGAAGUGCCUAAAGAAGUAAGUUUGCUUUCUGCUUCAGAAGUCCAAGAUCGCGAUUUUGAAUUCAACAGUGAAACAUUGGAGUCAGAUUGUCGAAUCAUUGUCACUGGUGAACGAUCAGAUGAACCCAAAAGCCAAAUCCCAAAAAAUUUUGAAGGAUCAAUUGCAGAUUACAAUGCACACACUCCUGUUUCUGUCUCUAAACUGCAGGAAGAAUCAUCUAAAGCCGCUGAAGGACAAACUGUGCUUCAAAAUAAGUUUUUCCAACAAUUUACUCCGCAUGAAGAAUCUAAAUUCAGUUCUGCUGAUUUAGCACAAGAAAAGCAGGUGGAAAAGCAGAAAAAUAUGAGACUUUGGUACUUAAUAUAUAAGCACAUGGUUUCAGGCAGUGCAAGUCUACUUGAGAAGGAGCCAGACAAGGAAGAACAAGCAGAUGAUGCCAACACAUCUUAUGGAAUGAAUAAUGAUUGUUCUUAUGAAGGUUUUUCUCAGGAUACAGAUAUGGAGAAUCAUAAUGCAGGCAGCCACAAGAUUGAACUCCAGCAGAUUGAAGCCAUAAGAAUGGUUGAAGAAGCAAUCGAUGAAAUACUGGUUCCAGGUAUUCAAGAUGACUCACCCAAUGAUCAUUCAGUCAGCAGUGAUGUAAUUCUAGAUCAGGAGCACCUUGAAAAGCAACCUGAUAAAGGAGGGGUAUUUUACAUCUCAACUUACAUUGGUUGUCCCAAAGAGAGUUAUGGAGAAUCUAACAGUACAAAAGUGGAGCAGAGCUCCAUGCUGGAUCCAAAAGAACCAUGCCUGAAUUCUGAGAACGGUGCCACAGCGGAAAAAGAAAAAGCUGUAUUCAAGGAGGGAAAUAAACCUAAACCACCAGCGCAGAAGAGCUGGUGCAAUCUGAAAAAGCUGAUCCUUCUUAAGAGAUUCAUCAAGGCAUUGGAAAAGGUUGAAAAAAUAAAUUUGCGGGAGCCACGAUUCUUGCCCUUGGACCCUGAGAAGGAGGCAGAAAAAGUUCAUUUAAGGCAUCAAGAUAUGGAGGAUAAGAAAAAUGCUGAUGAAUGGAUGCUCGAUUAUGCACUUCAACAAGUUGUUGCUAAACUAACUCCAGCUCGGAAAAGAAAAGUGCAGUUGCUUGUUGAAGCUUUUGAGACAGUCAGUCCUACUAUUGGAAGUUGAAAGAG
Hevea brasiliensis (rubber tree) is the source of this 4513-nucleotide messenger RNA. RefSeq names its product calmodulin binding protein PICBP. Bases 216 to 4508 code for a protein of 1430 amino acids. The transcript has 2 exons. Gene Ontology annotation, molecular function: calmodulin binding. NCBI's taxonomy places the organism in Eukaryota, Viridiplantae, Streptophyta, Magnoliopsida, Malpighiales, Euphorbiaceae. The record is from RefSeq and is a predicted model, not a curated record.